GGUUACUCCAACUCAGUUUCUCUAUCUCCUCGUGCCAUAAACCUCAAACACAAUGAAAAUGGGGAUCCUCUAUUUUCUAGUCACCUUGCUGGUUUCAUUGGCGCAUGUGAAUGCAAGGAACAUUUUCUUGAUUGAGAAUGCUGGAAAAUCUAUGUUAGAAUAUGGUGACUCCCUACAUGGAUCAGUGGUAGUGGACCUUACUCCUGAAGAGGAGGUUCCUUCAUUGGAAGUAUUACCACCAGACUUCAUCUGUCAUUCAUGCCUGGAGGUUUCAAGAAAAGCUGAGGAGAUCUUAACUGAUCCAAUGUUGUUAGAGAAAGCAGGUGAAAUCUCAACUGAAGUUUGCCAGGUUCUGCCUUCAGAUUUACAAGUAAAGUGUUUGAAUAUGUCGGAGACGUACGUGCAUCAGGCUAUUUUGUUUCUGCAAGAGUACUUUUGCGAAGAAAAUCUUUGCAACAGCACAGGGUUAUGCACAGGAGAUACUGAAACUCCAUCAGCAAAGGGUGUUGUACAUCAGAGUGGGACACAAUCCUGGCUUCUGACUCCAAUGCACCUGCACAGAUUCACCAACAAGAUAUCAGAUGAAAAAACCUGCACUGCAUGUCACAACGCAAUGGAUGAACUACUCAAGGAAUUACAGAACCCUGAGACAAAGAUGAAGGUGCUCAAAAUUCUUCUUAAAGCUUGUGAAAAUGUUGAGAAUCACGUCAAGGAAUGCAAGAAGAUGGUUUUGGAAUAUGGUCCCCUGGCCUUGGCAAACCUUGAGAAAUUUGUGACCAACAAUGACUUGUGCUCUGUUGUACAUAUAUGCCAUGGUGCCCCGCCUCAUGCUGAUGAGAUGACAGAUAGUGACAUUCCAUUCAUAGCAUUGCCGCAUACGAAAUACGUAAGAAGUAUACAAGCUCGGAUGGUUAUGUGAUUGAUAUGACAUGGUGGACGAGUGGUUUUUAUGUACCUUUCAUUAAAGACUGUAUCCUAUGAUGCUCAGCCUGUGAAGGUACCGUGUCCAUGACCGUCGUUGACGGAUUGGCUGGUAUUGGUUGCAGUGUGCAUAUAGUCACUGGCUGGUAUCGCUUGCAGUAUGCAUAUAUUGAACUUUGUUGCAUCCGUUUUUAUUAUCAA
Magnolia sinica is the source of this 1122-nucleotide messenger RNA. RefSeq lists its product as uncharacterized. The record is from RefSeq and is a predicted model, not a curated record. Lineage: Eukaryota; Viridiplantae; Streptophyta; Magnoliopsida; Magnoliales; Magnoliaceae. The transcript has 6 exons. Gene Ontology annotation, biological process: lipid metabolic process. Bases 53 to 919 code for a protein of 288 amino acids.